Polyodon spathula (Mississippi paddlefish) is the source of this 6737-nucleotide messenger RNA. Its product is annotated as lysophosphatidic acid receptor 4-like. Gene Ontology annotation, molecular function: lysophosphatidic acid receptor activity. Bases 488 to 1552 code for a protein of 354 amino acids. The record is from RefSeq and is a predicted model, not a curated record. Gene Ontology annotation, cellular component: membrane. The transcript has 2 exons. Gene Ontology annotation, biological process: phospholipase C-activating G protein-coupled receptor signaling pathway; positive regulation of Rho protein signal transduction. Lineage: Eukaryota; Metazoa; Chordata; Actinopteri; Acipenseriformes; Polyodontidae.
CCUGCUGGCAGAUUGGCCAAGGGUUGAGUUACAGAGGGAUGAUGACCUGACUGUCCUGCCACAGGAUCCCUGCACAGCGUCUGUUCAUGAAGACAGCCAGUUCUCUUCCCUCACUCCUAGAUCGUUCCCCCAGCUCCUUUGAAACUACGGGAUCCACAAAGCCGGCAUUAAUUGAAAACUGGGAGUGAAUUAGAAAGGGCUGGGAAGCACAAUUUUGGAUCUACUCAGCUGUUGAGGCACAUGGAGCAAGGCAGGAGAUUCAUCCCAGGUAGGAUAGAGACAACCGGCAGACCACAGCAGCGGGAGAGGCAGAUGAAAGUUGUUCUUCAAAGAUAUCUAAGAGUAGGAAUGUCUGUUUACCAGUAGUCCUUGUAUAUUCUCACUUUUAUAAGAUGAUGGUCAUCAUGCGCCGAUUCUUGAAGCGCCUUUUUGGAUACAGCUACUGAAGGUUGGUUUCAAGGAGUCAGACUCUAACGAGAGACCAGGGAUGGCAAUCGCAGACAACAGCAGCAGUGGCAGUUGCUUGAUUGAUGACUCCUUUAAGUACAACCUGUACGCGGCUGUCUACAGCGUGGUCUUUGCUCUCGGGCUGAUCACCAACUGUGCCUCCCUUUUUGUCUUCUGCUUCCGCAUGAAGCUCCGCAAUGAGACCACCGUUUUUAUGACCAACCUGGCUGUCUCAGACUUGCUUUUCGUCUUCACCCUGCCUUUCAAGAUCUUCUACAACCUGAACCGCCACUGGCCCUUUGGAGAUGAGCUUUGCAAGGUGUCAGGAACAGCCUUUCUCACCAAUAUCUAUGGCAGCAUGCUCUUCCUUACCUGCAUCAGUGUGGACCGCUUCCUGGCCAUUGUCUACCCUUUCCGUUCUCGUUCCAUAAGAACCAGACGCAAUGCCGGGAUUGUGUGUGCUGGGGUCUGGUUGCUUGUCCUGGGAGGUGGGAUCUCUGUUUCUUUCUUCUCCACCACCAAUGUGUCCAACACUAGCACCACCUGCUUUGAGGGCUUCUCCAAGUCAACCUGGCGGACAUACCUGUCCAAGAUCACCAUCUUCAUUGAGCUGGUUGGCUUUCUCAUCCCUCUGCUCCUCAACCUGGCUUGUUCUUCAAUGGUACUCCGGACGCUACGCAAACCUGCCACCCUCUGCCAGAUUGGAACCAACAAGGAGCGUGUACUCCGGAUGAUUGUGGUGCACGUGGCUAUCUUCGUGGUCUGCUUCGUUCCCUACAACUCAAUCCUCUUCCUUUACGCCAUGGUGCGCUCCCAGGCAGUGGCCAGCUGUAGACUGGAGAGGUUCGUCCGGACCUUUUACCCCAUCACACUCUGCAUCGCCACCCUCAACUGCUGCUUCGACCCUUUUGUCUAUUACUUCACCUCUGAGUCCUUCCAGAAGUCCUUCAGCCACGGGAUGGUACAGAUCAAGAUGGACAACACGUUCAGGAGCGAGGUUCCCCUCUCCAGCAAGGACAGUCUGCCGUCUAUUCAGGAGGAAGGGGUGGUAGUUGACAGGACAGCCGUCAAUGGCAGAAAACUAAUAUUAGAGUCACAUUUCUGAUCCCAAUUGUUAAGGAGGGGUGGUUAGAGCAGGGGACCCAGUCCACAGGAAAGAUUUAUUAAAAACAAGGCAGGAUGGACUUUUUGAGAAGCAAAUAGGCCUGGCCAAAACAAUGAGUGCAUUAAAAGGAACUUUCUUUGGGGAAGGGAGAAGGGGAUGAGCAAAGCCCUUUAACUGACUUUUUUUGUACAGAUCCAUGUGUGACAUGUGCAAGUGUUGAAUCACAAAUGCAGUUUCAGUUGUAUUGAAGACCACAGCAGAGUGGAAACUGCCAAGUAAUGUGUAUGUGUUGAAGAAUUGUGUGUUCAACAGAAAGCAACAGCAAUGCUGAAAUAACCUAACCCUAGGAUUACAUUUUGAUUAUGGCACUGCUAUACAUAUAGCGUCUUUUUAUAAAUUACUGUGUGCAUGUGUUAACUGCAUACAAUGACAUAAACAAAUUAUUUUUCAUCGCUGCUGUUAUUUGUUUUGCUAUUUGGUUCAUUUUAAGCUGUUCUGAUGAUGGUAUUGCCAUUAUUAAAAUGUAAUCCUUGACAAUCUUUUUCCUAAAUAGCUUUAUAAGUCUUCAAAGGUCUCCUGCCUUCCAGCUUAGAGCUGUGUUUGAUGGCUACCAGCAGGGUACUAAGGUAAUCCCACUCAUGCAGCAGAUGUUAUCCUGCUAGUGUCUGAGCACAUGUGUGUUACUAUUAGAGGUGGUUUAGAAAGACCUUUUGUUUCUAUAUCUCUGUGCAAAGAUUGGGGGAUUUGACUAAUGUUUAAUGCUUUAGUAAAAUUUUAACUUCACUGGAACUAGCAUGUGAUUCUUAUAUAUUUGUACAGGUGAUUAUUACACAAGAAAUACACUUAAGGUGUCUUACUCAACAAUUAAAUAUCUAAUUGCAUAUAGAAGUUUAAUAUGGUCAAUUAACAGUGUGAGUGCUUUCCCUGUGUGUACAGUAUAACAGCACUAUGCUUUUAACAUGGCAUACCAUACAGUAAUAAGAAAUAUUUAAAAUGCAAGUACUUUUUUUAACACCCUGGGAAAUACAGACAAGCAUGACGUUAUUGUUCUCUGUGGCUUAAUAUGUGACUAAGGCUGUUUCCAUGGCAACUGCUAUGGAGGGAGGGAACACACAAACAAAAGCAGUGAAAGUUGAUUGGGGACAACCCCCCCUCCACACCAAGAUCAGUGUCUUGCAUAGAAUCUAGUUUCUCACUUGCUUACCACUGAAAGAAACUAUUUGCACAAGCAACAGACCUAACAGCAAAUGUGGGUUAUAUACAGUCUAUGUAUCUGCAUGUGUAAAGUGCAACAAAGUAUAUAUGUUGAUGAUGUGUCCCCAAGUUAAAACAGAAAAGUAUAUAAACUGCUUUUGUAUCUCAUGGCCAAAGUUUUAGACAAACCUUUCUCUAAACAAUCACUUAAGAUUCAGGAUGUAUUGAAGACAUUAAGGCUGCAUAUACUGUAGAGCUCUAAAUUUUGUGAAUGGAAUUCAUAAACGUGCAGAAGAUUAAAUAUUAAAAGAUGAGUGUUUUCCCAUUGUGGAUAUCCAUAUGCCCAGAAUAAAAGAGCACUUUUCUGUCAUUCUUUGUGACAGUAAAGAUCUGUGUUUCUGACUAUCAACAAACAGUACAUUCAUAACAAGCACUAUUUGGAAACCUAGCUGUGUCUUGUCAUGCCCAAUAACUCCUCGGUUUCCUUAACAACGCUGGUUUCUUUUUAUUAAACAGUUGCAAUUUUAUUCAUAUUAUAAAACUGCAGCUUUCUGAAUGUCAUAUUUCUGUGAUAAAGAAGUUAUAAAGGACAGACGCUGCUCGUUAGCCCUAUACAGCAGUAGAUAACACUGUGAGUGUGUUAAGUAAAUGAGCGGCUCGGAGAGAGAAUGUUUACGCUCACUCGGAUCACUGAUGCACUCUGAGCUGCUCAGGGGAAGCAGAACUGAGCAUGCCUUUCAGUGCAUUCUCUCACUGAGGUGCUCUGAGCAGCUCACUUACUUAACGCAUCCAGUGUAGUUUUUACAACUCAUUAUCUUGCUACGCUAUACAUAUUGCUGCAAUUUGCCAUAUACUUUAGCCUUGAUUUUCAAGCAAGUCUGUCCAAACAAAACUCAUCCUAGAAGCUUCUAUCAAGUGGUUUCGAUUCAGGGAAAAAUGCUAGUGAACUUCCUGGGAGGUUUUAUAAGAAACGCUUGUCCCUUGGAUCAGAUGUCCCACCGAUGAUCUGUCUAUUUUGUUUUGACAUUAAAUACUCCUGAUAUGCAUCAGGCUUAAGAACGCCAGAGCUAAAUUUCCAAUCCAUGCAAACUGGGAACAGGAAAUCCCUAACAAUUAGACUCUGUAUCUCAGUUGAGCUAUCCUAGCAUAUGCUCAAAUCAUUUGUGCUUUAUCGUUAUACGGAAAAAGCCUUUUCCCAAACUCGGGUUGUCGGUUUGUGAAAAUCUUUCCCUGCAUGAAAGCUACGGAUUAAGGUGGAAGUAAAGUGGACUUUAAUGGAGAGGUGCUGAGAAAUGUGCUCAGAAGAAUGUUUAUUCCAGUUAUUCCAAACCAAUCUUCCCUAUCUCUACCUGCUGAGUAAUUGUCCACUUGCUUUAUAGAAUAUUAUUUAUUGCAUUAACGAGUUAUGGGUGAUAAACUUGAUAAUCGAUGUUAGUUCAUUUUAAUCGUGCAACUAAUUAACGUGUGUUUACUUUCACGGCUGGAAGCAUGCUUCAGUGCUUUAGAUUGUUUGCAGACCCCACUGCAGCCAAGAACUCUUAAUGUUUUCAAGUAGGUGAAUCAGCCAUUGUCUUGCACUGAAAGAAGAGUUUUAUCUUGCUAAUUGGGUCAUGCUGGUGGCACUGGUUUAAUUCUUAAAGAUAAGUUGGUAUGAGGGAUUUGGCAAGCAUUAUUCAUUGGGCAGUGGAUUUUAAUUACCAAGUUCCUCUGCCAAGCUGCCAGAAGGACUAUGAAGGUUCUGCUGGAGUUAAGCACCUCCUAGCUUCUGUGUAAAAAAAUCCUGAGAGGCCAAGUUUCAACUUCACUGGGAUCCUCUUCAAUUUUCUUUAAGGCUUAUUCCCUGUAUUUUUAAAAAGACACGUUCACUGCCCAUUUCUGACCACUUUAGUUUUCAUUUUUACUACAGCACUAUGUUGUUCUGCACCUGAAAUAUUUGAACCCCUCCAUGAUUUCCAGUUACAACUGUACUUAACACAUGCUGUGCCAUCCUUCUUUACUGAUAUUGCUGGAAGAUGUAAGCUUGUUGGCCACCACACUACUAGCAUUGCAUAGAGCAGCAAUAACUCUGGUCUGUUCAUUUAGCAGCACAGUUUGGGAUUUAGGAGGUUCAUAAGAACCUUUCCAUAAAAAUAGAAGUCAAACUGUUCCAUCAAAACAUUCCUAACUAACUCAAGUUAUGCGUGAAUAUCAGAUAAUUGUAGUAUGUAUUUAUUUUACAAUUCACAAGUUUAAUUUGGAGUCUUAAGUCAAAAAUGUACAAACUGGAAAGAAAACCUUCGAAAGUAAGCCUGUUGCCCUUUUCUGCUUGAUCUUUGUGUGGCUCAGACUGAAGUUGGUGAGACUGGCAUGUUGUGUGGGAUUUUCAUUGGCUUAUUGAUUUGUUUGUUUAUUUUUCAAAUUGUGGAGCUGCAGCCUGGCUGAGUUGCUGGCUCUGUCUCGGUGUCCAGACCUCUGGCUCCUGCCAACUACAGCAAACCUCUACAAACACUCCUGUGUGUGACUGGAUAGUGUCCAGGGUGCAGACACACAGCCCAACUGUACUGUGGGUAUAAUGACAGCUUCAGUCUGUUAGUGCAGAAAGGGCAUGUUCUCAGCACUCUCUGUGUCUGUGCCUACGGACCUACUGGCCAGAUGGGAAGGGAAAGCCUUUUGUUUACAUAUCAGUAUCUUUUCAAAUAUUAUUACAACACGUUUUGGUGAUAGAUACUGAUCCUAUAAAAUAGCACAGUUUGAAAAUAAACAAAUGUUUUCUUUAGUUAUGUAGAAGUCAUGAAUAAAAUGAAAUUGAAGCCAAAGCUUCUGAUAUAGUCUGUAAUUAAGUUGUUGUUCUGGCUACAAUGUAAAAAAAUAUAUAUUAAAGAAAAGAAUUAAAGCAGCACAUGAGUCUUUUUUUUUAAUUAAUUAAAAGGAGAUUCAGAUUCACUCAAAGCCCCUUGCUACCGUAUGACAGCUUUCUGAAUGGGCAUACAGUACAAAUAGAAUAGUUUUUAAACAAAAUUGGGGGGAAAAAAAUCUAAACACUAUGGCAUUAGUAGAAACCUUUAAAUUAUAGUUUGAUUUGCGUUCCCCUUUUAUAUGAAAGUGCUAGUGGAAUGGCAUUAUAGGGCCUUUUAACUGAUAAGGUUCCACCUUCCCUGCACUGAAGUGUGCCUCCGAACAGCCUCAAUUAUCUCAAAUCAAUCACAGAGGCAACUGAAACUGAGUAACGAAGCUCAGAAACACAGCACUGCCAGUUCGAUGUGACAGCAGAUAACAGUGCUCUCAGCUGCAGUCCUCUCCUACCCCCCUGAACCCCAGUGAAUGGGUUCCAUUUAUUCUGUAAUUCAAUAGCCAUUUUUUUUAUAGAGAUCAGAUGGUGACUGAUAGACACAUCUGGCACUUGCGUUUCUGGGUCAGGCUGAUAUAGUUGAGGGGCUCUGUGGAAGUGAAAUAAAUACACAGCUGACAAAGACCGGAGAGACUUGGAAUAUCUCUAAUACAGCGUGGCACCAUGCAAGUGUAGGGGAGGGGGAUGUAUUAGAAAGAAUUGCAGGAAAAGCCAGGGUAAUCUUCACAGCUGUUCCAGUUAGACAGUAGGUAGUUGUUACUGACCUGCUGAAGACUGUAAAGUCAGGAUGUAUAUUUUGCCAUUUGCAUUCUACAGGAUGUCCGUGUUUUUUUCUUUUUUUUAAAAUUUGAUUUAAGUGCCUGUUGUACACAUUUUCUUUCUGUCAAUUAACCCCAACAUCGAUUUGUAUAAUAGAAAUGAUUGAUUCCUCCCCUGAAAAAGGCUGUGGGAUCAAUGAUGGCUCCUGGAGUAUCUACAGACAAGCUGAACACGCCUACAGCACUUCUUUGCAUAAAAUGAUCACUCUUGCCUCAUUCUCCUGGAUUAUCUUCUGCUUUAAUAUUUAUGUAACCUAAUCUUUUCCAUUGUUCAUGUAUACGUCUGUGUUGAGAAGUUUGCCCAGAGUUCAGGAGCUGCUGGUCAGUUCUAAUUUCCUGCCAUAGA